AUUAUUACGUACUUGGUCAUACACUGGUACGGAGUAUAUAAGAUAAGGGCAGAGUUCAUUGAUUUACUGCUAAAAAUUAAAAGAACAAAAAAGAAAAAAAAAACCUAAUCCAAAGAUCUCUCCUCUUCUCAGCAGCAAGAACACUCGGCCAUGGGUUACGAAAACGAUCCGUACAGAGACGAGGACGGAGAGGGAUUGGUGGACUUUGAUGAGGAUAUCCAGUCCGAUCACGAUCCCCAGGACAAUAUCCUUGAUGACGAUGGAUGGGACCAGCGGCAGCGCGAACGCUCGCCGACCCCUGUUUAUGACGACGAUUACAAAUCGAAGCCCCGGAAGCGGUUGAUUAAGAAGUCCGGUGGUGGGAAAGAGACCGCACCGGAUCUUGGGUUUGCGGAUGAGGAUGCUUAUGAUGAUGGGAUGGCGGGGAUGGUAAGAGAUGAGUCUGAUGGCGGUGGACCUUCGUAUUCUGACGGUGGGAAGAGGAAACGGUUUGAGAAGGAGAGCGGUGGGGAGAAGAGGAAAGAGAAGAAGAGGGAUAAAGGUGAGAAAAAGUUCAAGGUGAGGAAGAAUGGAGGAGGGUACUCUGGCGCAGGCCGGAGGGGCAAUGAUGGUGAUCAGGAGCUGAAGGAGUUGUGGGACACUGUUGCUGGGGGAGAUUCUGAGGAUGACCGAGAUGGUGCUAAGACAGUGGAUGACGAUAACUUCAUAGAUGAUAGUGGUUUAGAUCCUGCUGACAGAUACGGAAGUGACCAUGAACAACGAUCUCCUGGAAGCUAUCCACAGGCAGAAGAAGGCGAAGAAGAUGACGAGAUAAAGGAACUAUUCAAGAUGGGAAAGAAAAAAAAGAAAAAUGAAAAAAGUGCCCAAGAGAUUUCAUUAUUAGUUGAGAAUGUCAUGGCAGAACUAGAAGUUGUUGCAGAAGAAGAUGCUGAGCUGAAUAGACAGUCUAAACCUGCUAUCAAUAAACUUAAAAAGCUGCCUCUUCUUACAGAUGUCCUGUCAAAGAAACAACUUCAGCAGGAAUUUUUAGAUCAUGGAGUGUUAACACUUCUAAAGAAUUGGCUUGAGCCCCUUCCAGAUGGAAGCCUGCCCAACAUAAAUAUCCGGGCAGCAAUCUUAAAGAUCCUGACAGAUUAUCCAAUUGAUUUAGAACAGUAUGAUAGAAGGGAACAGCUGAAAAAGAGUGGCCUUGGAAAGGUUAUUAUGUUUCUCUCUAAGUCAGAUGAAGAGACCACAUCUAAUCGGAAACUUGCCAAGGACUUGGUUGAUAAAUGGAGUCGACCCAUUUUCAACAAGAGUACAAGGUUUGAGGACAUGAAGAACUAUGAAGAAGAGAGGGCUGCUUAUAGAAGGCCACCUGUGAAAAAGCCAAUGAACAAAGCUUCAGGAAUGCAGUCUAGGGAUGAUGACCUUGAUUUGGCUGAAUUUUCACAGGGGCAAAAGUCUGGUCAGUCAUCCACCAGGCAACUUACUUCCAGACCUGAAGCUAUGUCAAUGGAUUUUGUGGUUCGUCCUCAGUCAAAGGUUGAUCCAGAGGAGGUUAGGGCGAGGGCAAAACAGGUUGUGCUAGACCAGAGGCGACAGAAGAUGAAUAAGAGAUUACAGCAACUGAAAGCACCUAAAAAGAAGAGUCUUCAAGCAUCAAAAAUCAGUGUGGAGGGCCGUGGGAUGGUUAAGUAUCUGUAAUGUUUUUGCUUGUUACGAACACCAAGCGGUGGAUCAUUUGCUGCUUCUGCUUCUGCUUCUGGCGGACAACGACAAAGGAAAAUGUGAUCCAUCAAAUAAGAAAUGCAAAGUGAUAAGUUUGCUUGUGCAAUUUCAACCUCCAACAACUUUCCAACUUUGGCUGUCAGCUUCUUUAAAUGUUUACUGAUACAGGCUGCCUGACAUCAUAUUCCCAGAUGAUAAUGUAUGAUCAUUGCUCUUAAUUCAAAGGAUGUUUUUUUUUUUUUUUUUCUUUUUGCAUUUGCCUUUAAUAUGAUUAGUGUUAAUAAUGUUUUAUUGUUAUAUUAGAAGAUCAAUAAAAUUCUCAUCAUUGAGUUGAUGUAUUAUAUCGAUAUUUCUUAAGACAUUAA
Molecule: messenger RNA, 2075 nt
Organism: Ipomoea nil (Japanese morning glory)
Lineage: Eukaryota; Viridiplantae; Streptophyta; Magnoliopsida; Solanales; Convolvulaceae
Product: protein IWS1 homolog 1
Exons: 11
Coding region: 151-1686 (511 amino acids)
Biological process (GO): regulation of DNA-templated transcription elongation; brassinosteroid mediated signaling pathway
Source: RefSeq, a predicted model, not a curated record